CUUCUCUAGGGCACUCAGCACUGGACAUUGCUGUGGUCAUAAAGUAAUAGUCUACAAUACGCAGUUUUCUUAGUGGUAUGUGAGGAUUCAAUAUUAGAACAUAACAACUGAAUGAAAGGCGGUGGAUAAGAUGCACAACAGGUUAUUAGAAUGGAAAUCAGUUGUUCGUUAUAACGCACGUUUUCGUAUAGCUUAAAAAUACAACGAACUUAUCUGUAUGGGAAAAAAAACCUGUUUAUUCUAAACAAAUGGAUGAGAGCCCGAGCACUAGAACGAUCGUAACCACUACCAGCAGCCCAUACGUGGAAUUGGACGACUACUCCAUGUCAUCUAUUUCGUACGACAGGCAUUUUGUGCAGAGCGCACCUGGGCUCCUCAUCUUUCUAGAAAUUGUUCUGGGACUACUGGUGUGGACACUGAUUGCUGGAACGGAGUAUUUUCGCUUCUCUCCGUUCGGAUGGGUGAUGUUUGUCUCUGUGUUCUACUGGGUUCUCACACUCUUCCUCCUCCUCCUCCUCCUCACCAGGGCACAUACACGGAUCCCACAGGUACCCUGGAGUACCGUGGUGAGUAGAGCAAUGGUCCUGGUAUUCAACUGUAGUGCCACCCUGCUGUACCUGGUGACUGCUGUUACCGAGGCCACACUGGUCGGUUGUGGAGUCAAAGGUCAACAUGACUACAACAGUUGGGCAGCGUCCACGUUCUUCGCCUUCCUCGUGUCGUUGAGUUAUGCUGGCAGUGCUGUCUUCAGUUUCAGAUCCUGGCAGAAAAGAGACGAAUAGUGCCAAGCAAAUAAAUCCCUUUUCAAUUUAAUAAUGAAAUAAACCAGGGUUUCACUGCAUAUUAUAUAUUUUUUCUUUCCAUGCGAUAAUAAUAUCUUACCGUCCACCACGGUUUGAAAAUAGUAAACGAUUUUUGUAGGUAUUUCGAUAAGAUGUAAAUUGAUAUGUUUUCUGAAAGAAGAUGAGAUUCGUUUUGAUAUGGUUUCUUUAAAAAUAAAUCAUCAAUAUGCACCACGUUA
Messenger RNA from Electrophorus electricus (electric eel), 1021 nucleotides. It is a transcript of the gene cmtm8a, whose product is annotated as CKLF-like MARVEL transmembrane domain containing 8a. NCBI's taxonomy places the organism in Eukaryota, Metazoa, Chordata, Actinopteri, Gymnotiformes, Gymnotidae. Gene Ontology annotation, molecular function: structural constituent of myelin sheath. Gene Ontology annotation, biological process: myelination. Gene Ontology annotation, cellular component: membrane. The record is from RefSeq and is a predicted model, not a curated record.